AUGUCUGUCUUGAGCUCUGCGGAGUUCGCACCGCCUCAAGCCGUAGCCUUACUGGUCGUCUAUUGUCUCGUCUACGUAAUCCCUCUCUACUUCUCAGCUGCGACACGGCCUUCACCCACUCGCUCUAGAGAUGCUCCUGAGGCUAUCCGCGCACGCAUCUUUGUCGUCUCACUCUCAACGGCAGUAUGCUCCCUCGUGACGCUGUAUCUGCUCUCGUCUCACGGCGCAAUUGCCGUUGAGAAGCCCUUGCAUUUCAUGGGCUACUGGCCGCUUGGACUCAUCGAUGCUGCGCGUGCGCUGUGGCUCACGGCCCUGCUGUUUGCGGGCCCCUUGUAUGAGUCUCUCGUCAUCGAUGGCGCGGCUCAUCAAUGGCUUCGUCUUCAGCCGCUGAGGGAUCUGUGGACUGACUGGCCAACCUGGAGAAACAUGGUAGCUGGUCCUAUUACCGAAGAGUGCUUGUUCCGUUCUGCUGGCGUUCCACUGCUUCUCCGUUCUGGAGCCAGCCUUACUGGCACCAUCUUCAUGUCGCCCCUCAUCUUCGGUCUAGCUCACCUUCAUCAUUUUUAUGAGUUCCGUAUCACGCACCCACGGACUCCUCUCCCCAUAGCCAUUGCACGGUCAUUACUUCAGCUAUCGUACACCUCCCUAUUCGGAGCAUAUGCCACUUUCUUAUUCCUAAGAACUGGCAGCUUGCUGGCCGUUGUGCUCGUGCACACCUUUUGCAACUGCAUGGGUCUCCCACGUCUUUGGGGCCAGCUUGAUCCUUACUGGCUGCCAGAGGGUGAUCCGUCCGUAGCCUCGUCUAGAAAGAUGUGGACUGGUGUUUAUUACGUGCUUUUGGUGGGCGGCUUAGUUGCUUGGUGGCAGAAUUUGUACUCGUUGACCGAGACACCGAUGGCGCUGGCCAAGUUCUAA
Fusarium oxysporum Fo47 is the source of this 915-nucleotide messenger RNA. Its product is annotated as CAAX prenyl protease. Gene Ontology annotation, biological process: CAAX-box protein processing. Lineage: Eukaryota; Fungi; Ascomycota; Sordariomycetes; Hypocreales; Nectriaceae. Gene Ontology annotation, molecular function: metalloendopeptidase activity. The record is from RefSeq and is a predicted model, not a curated record. Gene Ontology annotation, cellular component: endoplasmic reticulum membrane. Bases 1 to 915 code for a protein of 304 amino acids. The transcript has 3 exons.